UCAGGUCCCAGGUGCGUCCGGACCCCGGAGGCACGGCUCGCAGAACGUUGACAGCCCGCGAGGUUCGGCCUCGGCCCCCGGUACCCUUCGUCCAAGCUACACCCACUCCUGGCCUUCCCCCCAAGUCCGAGGGAGAGGUUGUGCCUUUUUAGCCAAGAAGCAUGGAGGUCAUUCACGGCAGGCCCUACUGUUGCAGGGAGCUGGAAGGCGCUGACAUACUGUCCAACACCUUUUACUCUAAUGAGUUGCACACCCCCCUCCAAAUGGCUAUUCGCCCAACUGCCUCAGAGGACAGGUAUCAGGAAUUAAGGGAGUCACUUCAACAAUGUAGGCUUCCUUGGGGAGCUGAAAGAGAAUAUGGUGGGAUAAUACCGAUUUCACUCCCUGAGGAUCACAGGCCAAAGUGUGAGCCUCCUCGUGUCAUGGGCAAAGGACAUCAGCAUUAUGGAUUUGGUGGAGAAACCUGGCCAAGAAAGGUUCCUAUUGAACAAUUUUAUUAUUUGACCCAGAACAAAAAGAGUGAUGUCUAUGGAAAUGAUUCUUUGAUACCCAAGCCACCUAAUUCAACAGUAGGCGAGACCUGCUUGCCAUAUCCAAUUGAACACCCCUACCACACACACACCUGUCGCGGUGCCAUGUUCCCCACCUUCAGGUCACCUGAGGACCUCUACACCGGCAUUAAAGCCCGCACCCAGCAGCCCUUUCCUCCCACGGUGCCAACCAAGGCUUAUGAUUCAACAGUUUUGAAGACAAGAGGUAAUCCUUACAGAUACGAACUGCUUGAUAUUCCCAUGGAUUCAAAGAAGAAAGCGCUGACUUGGCCAGGUCAGGGUGUAUAUUAUGAUUUUCCUAGAGGUGUAGAGAAAAAUAAGCCAGUAUUCUACCCAAAACCUCCGAAAACCUUCGCUCCUAACACUUCUUUAAAUUCGUGGGACCCUAUUUGCUCUGCAAAAGAAGCCAACAUACAGAGAAAUCUGGAGCGGUCCCACUGGCUCACUUCGUACACUCAUGAUUUUACAGGUCUGGGGCCCAUGGACCCCCUUGAAUUGGAUGAUUACCAUGAAAAGAUGGUAGCAGAGUUAUCAGGACAGAUAGGAUUUGACCCAGAGCCUCAAGAAAAAUUCCAUCCUGUCUUAAAAGCUCCCGGACCCUUGGAAGGACGAAUUGCCCGAUUAAUUCAGAACCAGCGUUCUCUGGAGGCUAUUGUCCAGGAAAGACCACGUUCUUGUCCAGAUUGUACUCCUAGAGUUUUGUGUAAUUUUCAUACCUUUGUACCCAGUUCUAAAGAAAUGAUGGCACUUAGUGAUAACACACCAGCCGGUAUGACCCAUAAAAACCAGGAUAUUGAAGAGAAGAUUAUAGAAGAACAGAGCUUGUUGUCUGCCUAUGAACUCCCAUCUUUUUACCCAACAAAAGAUCUGACUAGCACUUAUGACAUAAAGCCAUUUCCAAAAAUCACAGAUACUAAAAACACAGAAGAUUUAUACUGGAGACAGCUGUCAUUAAAAACCCAUCCCACACCUUACUGUAAACCAAACCACUGGAUUCACUAUGAAAAUCUUAAAUCUCCCCUACAUGAUCAGUAUGAUAUGUGUCCAAACCCUAUUAGCCUCAGUAAACCUAGUAUUUUACAAAAUAAACAAGACAUGGAAGCUUUCACUUUAGAACAUUUUUUAAGUAAGCCAGAAGAAGAGUUGGUCUUGAACAUGGAUAACAAUGAAGAAACAAGACCUAUUCUUGGUUGGAUUCCUAGAGCUGGAGUGGCCAAGCCUCAGACCAACCUGCUGGAGCUUAAGAACUCUUUUUCAAAAACUGAUGCACACAAGCGUUUCCAUAAAUCGAUUCUAGAAAACCAUAAAGACCUCAGGGAGAAGGAGCAUUCAGGGAUGAAACACCAAUUCUAUGGCCAUAAUUCCUAUUAUUUCUAUAAUUGACAUACUCAUUCUUCCCUUCAAAAACCCAGCCACUUGCAAGAAACUAAAAAAUAUAACAGAAUUUCCUUCAUAUUACUGGAUUCUGUUUUCUAGAUUAAGCCACAAGGACCUUGUUAAUGAGGUUUAUGUUUUCAGGAAUUGAAGUUACUAUCUGGUUAGAUGAAUCCAGAAAAGGUGAUGUCUGACUUCUUGAAAAGUUUAACAAUAUGGCAAUAAAAUACUAGAACUAGAAAAA
Molecule: messenger RNA, 2169 nt
Organism: Callithrix jacchus (white-tufted-ear marmoset)
Lineage: Eukaryota; Metazoa; Chordata; Mammalia; Primates; Cebidae
Gene: SPMIP4
Product: sperm microtubule inner protein 4
Cellular component (GO): centrosome
Source: RefSeq, a predicted model, not a curated record